UAUUAACUUUGCCUCAUCCAUAUGACCAAUAUCUCAUUCAACAAAACAAAGGAAAAUAGUAAGUAAUGGAUAUGAAGGGAGUUUUAGUUGCUUUUGUUUUGAUUAAUUUGUCAAUAUUGGCAAGUUGUGGGGCUCCAAGGAAGGCAAUUGAUGUACCUUUUUGGAACAACUAUGAACCAAGUUGGUCUAGUCACCAUAUUAAGUACCUUAAUGGUGGUACCACUGCUGAACUUCUUCUUGACAAAUCUUCAGGAACUGGAUUUCAAUCAAAAAGAUCAUAUCUAUUUGGUCAUUUCAGCAUGAAAAUGAAGCUUGUUGGAGGAGAUUCUGCUGGUGUUGUCACUGCAUUUUAUUUAUCGUCAACCAAUGCUGAACACGAUGAGAUAGAUUUCGAAUUCCUCGGGAACAGAACCGGUCAGCCAUACAUAUUGCAGACCAAUGUGUUCACAGGAGGCAAAGGAGAUAGAGAACAGAGGAUCUAUCUUUGGUUUGAUCCAACCAAGGACUUUCAUUCCUAUUCUGUUCUUUGGAACACUUUCCAAAUUGUGAUCUUUGUGGACGACGUUCCAAUAAGAGUAUUCAAGAAUUCAAAAGACAUAGGAGUGAAAUUUCCGUUCAAUCAGCCAAUGAAGAUCUACUCAAGCCUAUGGAACGCGGAUGAUUGGGCUACGAGAGGAGGGUUAGAGAAAACCGAUUGGUCCAGGGCGCCAUUCACCGCUUCCUAUACUUCAUUCCACAUCGAUGGCUGUGAGGCUGUCACCCCACAAGAAGUGCAAGUUUGUAACACUAAUGGCAUGAAAUGGUGGGAUCAAAAGGCUUUUCAAGAUUUAGAUGGUCCUCAAUAUAGAAAACUUCAAUGGGUUAGACAAAAAUUCACAAUAUAUAACUAUUGUACUGAUAGAAAAAGGUACCCUACACUUCCUCUAGAGUGUACAAGGGAUAGAGAUCUUUAAUUAGUUCUUGUUUGUUUGGGGACAUUUCCAUUUGCUCGUUAUAUAAAAACAUAUCGAUUUUAUUUAGA
Solanum stenotomum is the source of this 1021-nucleotide messenger RNA. Its product is annotated as probable xyloglucan endotransglucosylase/hydrolase protein. The record is from RefSeq and is a predicted model, not a curated record. NCBI's taxonomy places the organism in Eukaryota, Viridiplantae, Streptophyta, Magnoliopsida, Solanales, Solanaceae. The transcript has 4 exons. The coding region runs from base 66 to 953 and encodes 295 amino acids. Gene Ontology annotation, molecular function: hydrolase activity, hydrolyzing O-glycosyl compounds; xyloglucan:xyloglucosyl transferase activity. Gene Ontology annotation, biological process: cell wall biogenesis; xyloglucan metabolic process. Gene Ontology annotation, cellular component: cell wall; apoplast.